Molecule: messenger RNA, 1987 nt
Organism: Scleropages formosus (Asian bonytongue)
Lineage: Eukaryota; Metazoa; Chordata; Actinopteri; Osteoglossiformes; Osteoglossidae
Product: interferon regulatory factor 2-like
Exons: 9
Coding region: 229-1296 (355 amino acids)
Biological process (GO): immune system process; regulation of transcription by RNA polymerase II
Cellular component (GO): nucleus
Molecular function (GO): RNA polymerase II cis-regulatory region sequence-specific DNA binding; DNA-binding transcription factor activity, RNA polymerase II-specific
Source: RefSeq, a predicted model, not a curated record
GCUCGGCCUUUGCGCGCUCCCGGGCCGCUGGGGGUUUCCGCUCGCUCCGCAUUAUCCUGCUCGCUCGCUGCUUUUACUUUCGACCCCGGAAAAGCCCGUUUAUUACUAUUGCUACUAUUUCUAUCAUUAUUGAUUGUUAAUGAUUAUUCAUUGUUUGUGUUAAUUCGACCGUGUUGAGGAUUAACUUUUCAGCUUCCGCCUUUGCAAACCUCUACACCACAGGUCACCAUGCCAAUAGAGAGAAUGCGGAUGCGGCCAUGGCUGGAGGAACAGAUCAACUCAAAUGAAAUUCCAGGACUUAAGUGGAUUGACAAGGAGAAGAAGAUCUUCCAGAUCCCCUGGAUGCAUGCAGCCCGUCAUGGCUGGGAUGUGGAGAAGGAUGCCCCGUUGUUUAGAAAAUGGGCUGUUCACACAGGCAAAUAUCAACCUGGGGUGGACAAGCCGGACCCGAAGACCUGGAAAGCAAAUUUCCGCUGCGCCAUGAACUCCUUGCCAGACAUAGAGGAGGUGAAAGACAAGAGCAUGAAAAAAGGAACCAACGCUUUCAGGGUGUACAAGAUACUGGUGUCCUCAGAGCGGCACAGCAGGAAAGGUAAGAAAAAGGCUGAAAAGGAAGAGAAAGGAAAGAUCAGUCUCCAGGGUUCAUGGAGCCAACCAGUGAAAGCUGGUCAUGCAGGUGCCCAGGUGUUCAAGGAGGGCAGUGUGGUAGACAGCACAGUAUUGACAGAUCCCUCCCGGCACCCGCCUCACAGCCCAGAAGUCGAGCACCUGGCCUUCAGUGAGCUACCAGAUGUUGGUCAGACCAUUGAAGUGAUCACCGAGGACGAGGAGCAGUCUGUCAGCUCCAGUCACCCCUACCCCCUGCAGAUCUCCCCCAUCUCUUCAUGCACAGCUUGUUUGCCAGGAAAAACCACAGUGUUUCACUCUUCCGCCACUUCCCCCACAGAAAGCGAUACAGACAGCAUCCACGGCGAAGAGAAUGGCAAGAAGGGCCUGUGUGACACAUGGGGCCUGAGCCUGCCAGAGGGGAAACCUCUCUUUAGCAACCCCAGGACAACGCCGCCCACCUGCCCGCUGCCCAGCAUGGCUACUUUCGUCACCUCAGGGAAGGCUGGCUUUUCAGUGACUAGCAGCAGGGAGGCGUCCCUGUUGAGCCCCUACACCACUUGGAACUACCAGGCCUUUGAAGCCGUUCCUUUUCCCAGCACCUCAGACCAGGCUCCUGCCCACGAAGCCCGAGCCAGCGUGAUCAUGAAGACCUCGGACGCCUCGAAGUCCACAGUCAAGUCGUGCUGAUCCAGGGACAGCUCCCAACCUGGCUGGACUGAGAAGGCUUUGAGGUCUUCUGGCUCCAACAUGGACAAACACACUGGAUCUGGAGUGGGCAAAAUAUUUCGAGGGCCAUCUCAAGCAGCACAGAUCCCCAGGACUGUAAAUGAUGUGCUUCAUUUAUAUUUCAUGCCGUGUAAAUAAUCCUUAUGCUCUCCACUGUCUUCUCUGAAUUUUACAGCACGAUCAUGGGCAUACAUUUGGAGCAGUGCAGGAUCUCACCCCACAUUGCUGAGGAACUGUCAGAUGAUUCCUUUUAAACCUUACCACUCUGAACUUAAAAUGAAAUGUGAGUUGUCAAAUCCACUUCUGCUGUAUGUUUUGCUGGAGGCAACGGCCUUGUGAGGGUCUCUGGGUCUCCUAAUGAGAGUUACUCCGAAGACCCAGAAAUUUUAGUGUCUCCUCUGUGGGACACUUUUGACUUCAGUGCUUUCUGAUGUUGUAGCAUGGCUGUCGAGCCACAGCAGACGUUUUCCUAAUAAAGGCCUUCUCUAUCAAGCUUUUGUAGCCUUUAUUAAGGUUAAUUUAAGUAUGCACUUGUUUAUGUGAACAUUUUUAAAUGACUUUUUAUACUGUACAUGUGGCAAAAUCUUUAACUGUGUUAAUCAUGAAUAUAAAUUUGCAGAAUUUUUAUAUGUUUGUGCUCAUAUACUUGGAC